AUGUGGGAGAAUAAACUAGUGAAAGCUUCACAGAGCAUUGUGCGUUGCUUUUCGCUGUCCUCCAGAAAAUGUUUGUUCGAUAAAUCGCCUCCAAAAAUCCCGAUGAUCUCCCCGCUGUUGAAUCAUCGAAUGCUUGGAAAAUCUCACUUCAUGUCCACUGUAGACGAAGAAACAAUUAUAGAAUUGCUGCAAAACAUCUCAGAAAUACCAGUUUCUGUUUCCGAAGUGAAAUAUGUUAACUUUGCCGAUCUUCCGCAUUCGAAAAGGCUUCCUACUCUUCCUAAAGACUUGAGUGAAAAGUCAAUCGUCGAUUAUGUCAAUAAACUCGUCCAGUAUAGGUAUCCACGUUCUUUUACAAAUCAAAUAGGAGAGGCACUUUUGGAAAUAGUGCUAUCAUCUCCAGAGCUUCUCACAAAAAAACAUUAUUUGAGCAUAAUACUUUUUUAUCAUUUUCAUACAAACCAUAAGGUGGGACUCCAGGUUCUCAAUUUAAUGAUAGCCAAUACUCAGAUAAGGCAAGAUAUAGAUUUUGACAAUGUUUUGAUGUCCCCCACUGUACGGCCUCCUGUAUAUAGACAAAUAAUCGAAAGGCUAGAUACUUUGAAAGGAAAAGACUUUGCUGCAAAUACCAACACUUGGUAUUACUUGUUCAAUGUGUUUAAGAACCCAGAACCUAAGAUUAAAAUGCUUGAGCUGAUGGGAGAGUACAAGGUGUCUCUCAAGCCUGUGCUUGGAUCUCUUUCUCCUAUAAUAGAGUAUUUCACACCGGAACAAUUGACUGAUUUGUAUCAAUCUGAGGGAUGUUUUCUAGAGAACGGAGAGAUAGACCCUGUCUUAGUCAACCAGUUGGUGGCUUGUUACUUGAAAGAUUCUAGAGUUGACGAGGUGUGGUCAAUGAUACAAAAUAAUUCGGAUUUGGAGAAGUUUAUCACUCCCGGUUUGUUUGUUGUAUUUGCAAAUCAUUUUUUAAAGAAUAAUCAACUAGCGUUUGCUAUUGCAUUUGCAGAUUAUUUACAAAAAAAUUAUAAGGUGAAAACAACUCCGAUUUUAACAAGUAUGAUCUUGAAUGUCUACUUGAAGGAUUGUCCAUUCUUUGACCGCUGGCUCAGUUUAGUGAGAAUUUUUAUGCCAGGUGUAAAGAGGUAUCAUGUGUUCUUGAACACGAAGACCAUAUCAAAUUUGAAUGAUUAUUGCAGUCUUUAUAAAAUCAGCAACGACUUCGAUGUAAUGGAGGGUCAAGAUUUUACCACCAUGAAGGCUAUCUAUAGCGAUUUGGUAUGGAAUGAUAAGCCAACCUUUGAAUUAUCUGAAAAUAGUCCUGAUUUUAUCAAAACUGCAAAAUUUAUCGGGCAAUCGCAGUGA
Molecule: messenger RNA, 1362 nt
Organism: Pichia membranifaciens NRRL Y-2026
Lineage: Eukaryota; Fungi; Ascomycota; Pichiomycetes; Pichiales; Pichiaceae
Exons: 1
Coding region: 1-1362 (453 amino acids)
Source: RefSeq, a predicted model, not a curated record